AUGUAUUUCUUCGAAAAUAACAUCAAAAGUGCAAUAUUUUUAUUAGAAAUUCUAAACUUUAUUGAAACAAUUCAAUUUUUAUCAACAAAUUCUUCUGCUGGAAAAUUCGAGGAAUUUUUGAUGAUAUCUGAAAUGUCUGAAAAUCCAACAAGAAUUUGUGUGGAAUUUUUUGAAUCGCAAAAAUAUCGAUUUUUUGAGGAUAUACAAUCUGAAGGAAUUCAAGAAUUAAGAAAGGAAAAUCAAAUGAAAUUCGAGAAAAAAAUAGAGGAAGGUGAUGAGAUUUAUAUAGCUUUUGAAAUGUGAGUUGAUUAGAAAAUUCUGAAAUUGAAAUUGAAAUUGAUGUUGCAGAAAAAAUGUGACAAUUCCAUCAUCUAUUCAAUUUCCAGUAUCAAAUGAUAAAUAUUUUGCAAAAAUCGAAAUAUCAUCAGAUUUAAAUGUUGAAUUAUCAAGUGAUGUUGAUUUGAAAGUUCCAUCGAAAAAUAUGAAAUUUGAAUCGAGUUCUUCUAAUUUUUAUGAAUUCAAUAUUCGAUUUUCUGAUGGAAAAGUAUAUUUAUCAAAUAUUGAAAAUGGAAAAAAAAGUUUCAAAAUUACAAGUUGAUUUAUCAAUCAAAUCACAAUAUGUUUCAAAUUCUGUGAAAAUUCAGAAUUUAUUCAUUUUUGAUAUUAUUUAUCAUAAUGGAUGUAAUAUUAAUGGAACUUAUAGAAUAAAUCAGGAAAAAUAUCAAAAUAUAAAUCGAGAAGAUCGGAAUUUUGAAAGAUCAGUGUUGAAGAAUUUUGAAAUAUUAUCUGGUUACACUGGAGUUCAUAACAUUGUUCUACCUUCAAAAUCUGAUUGGUCCGAACAUUUUAUGUUUCAUUUAUUUGGACAAAAUAAGGAAAAUCCAUUAUAUUUUUAACUUCAAUUCAAAAAUAAGAAUGAUGAAGUUGGAUAUCAAUAUUUUAUUGAAAAUAAUACACUUAAAGUUCGAUAUCUUGAAAAAUAUUAUCAGAAUAGAAGAUGGAAUAAUCGAUUUUUCAAUGAAAUUGUCAAAAAUGUGACACAUUCAAAUAAAGGAUUGAGUAUUCUAUUUUAUGACACAAAAUUUAAAGAUUUUCAAAAUCAAGAAACUGCUUUGAUAGGAGAAAAUGAAUUAAUUAAUAUGCAACAUCAUCAUCCAUGUCGAGAUAAAAAUGAUUGUGAAUUUGUCAAAAAUCAAAUAAUUAUCAAUUCAAAUUCAUCUACAAUUUUUGUUUUAUUUCUGAUUUCAAAAAUUAUUUUGGAAAAACUUUGCCAUUUUAUAAAAAUUGCAAAUCAAUCGAUAAUCCUUUAUAUUUCUAUUCUGAAUCGAGAUCUGUUAUUGUUAUUGGAGGAAUUAUAUCAAAAACAUCAAGAAAAUCUUCGAAAAUUUUUGAAUUUCCAAAUAUUCAGACAAGGGAACGAAUUAUGAUUUUGAGAAGAAAGGAAAAGAAAAUCAAAGAUUGUGAGUUGAUUUAUGGAAUUUUUAUUAUGAAUUCUGAAAAUUUAUUUUUUCAGAUGCGGUGAUUUUCAGUGUUCUUGGAAGUUUCACAAUAAUAUCAAUUGCUAUUCAAAUCUUCAAUUUCAUGCAUAUUUUUGUUGUUUUCAUGUGA
This is a messenger RNA of Caenorhabditis angaria, 1608 nucleotides long. NCBI's taxonomy places the organism in Eukaryota, Metazoa, Nematoda, Chromadorea, Rhabditida, Rhabditidae. The record is from the annotation of a GenBank genome assembly.